UGGGUUUUUUAAUCUUAACACCGGAAUCCUCUGCCUCUUUCUCAUCCUUUCAGUUGAUUUCUAUUCCAGUUCCAUCCCUCGGCUGCUGCAUCGUGUCUGGUAUAUUUGCACUGAUUACUCGCUGUUACCCUUGAGAAGGUGGCGAUGGGAUAUCUUCCAGCCCCAAUGGUGAAGGUAUUCCCACAUUUCUCUUGAGUGGGGGAGUUCCAGGUUUUUGCCUCAGUGCUGAUGAUAUUGGUCCAAGUUUGGAUGAUAUGUGACUUGGAGGGGAAUUUUGAGAUUGUCCUGUGGAAGACUCUUACUGCCUAUAUAAGCACAAGGAGACUGGAAUAUUCCAGAAUCUCCGGCACCUGCCUCUGCUCCAUCAUCUGUGAAGCUUUGUGAAUAGGUGUGACCGAUGCCGAAAAACAGUAAGGUUACACAACGUGAGCACAGUAAUGAGCCUGUCACGGAGUCUGUCGCCGACCUCCUUGCUGGAGAAGAACCUAUUGACUACAAGCACAGUGUGCUCAAUGUAGGAGGAGUCCCACCCACCAAGGACAAGGAUGUAGAGAACACAAUGGAGAUCGAUGAUCGGCCAGCCUGGAACAAUAAACUGCAGUAUAUCCUGGCUCAGAUUGGCUACUCGGUGGGUCUGGGAAAUGUCUGGCGUUUUCCCUACCUGUGUCAGAAAAAUGGUGGAGGUGCUUAUCUUGUUCCGUACUUCAUCCUGCUUCUUAUCAUUGGGAUUCCUCUAUUUUUCCUGGAGCUUGCAGUGGGCCAGAGAAUAAGGAGGGGAAGUAUUGGUGUCUGGAAUUAUAUCUGUCCCAGGCUGGGAGGCAUUGGAUUUGCAAGUUGUAUUGUUUGUUUCUUUGUUGGGCUUUACUACAACGUCAUCAUUGGUUGGAGUAUAUUUUACUUUUUCAAAUCUUUCCAGUCUCCCCUCCCAUGGAGUGAGUGUCCACUAAUCACCAAUGGCACUGUUACCAUCAUAGAACCAGAAUGUGACAAGAGUUCAGCUACAACCUACUUCUGGUACAGAAAUACGCUAAACAUCUCCAACAACAUUAAUGAUGGAGGUGGUCUCAAUUGGAAGAUGACACUUUGUUUGUUGUCUGCCUGGUUUAUUGUAGGAUUAUGCACAAUCAAGGGCAUCCAAUCAUCUGGCAAGGUGAUGUAUUUCAGUUCUCUGUUUCCGUACGUUGUUCUGAUAUGUUUCCUGAUCCGAAGUCUCCUACUCAGAGGUUCAAUUGACGGAAUUCUUCAUAUGUUCACUCCUAAGUUGGAGAAGAUGAUGGAAUCGCAGGUAUGGAGGGAAGCUGCUACACAAGUCUUCUUUGCUCUUGGUCUUGGGUUUGGGGGAGUCAUCGCGUUCUCCAGUUACAACAAGAAAGACAACAACUGCCAUUUUGACGCAGCCCUUGUCGCUUUCAUUAAUUUCUUCACCUCUAUUCUGGCAACACUUGUGGUGUUUGCGGUCCUAGGGUUCAAAGCCAAUGUGAUGAAUGAGAAAUGUGUCAUAACGAAUUCUGAAAAGAUUAUCGGAUACCUGAAUUCCAAAGUCCUGAGCCAUGAUCUGAUUCCACCACACAUCAAUUUCUCACACCUUACAGCCUCUGAUUAUGCAGAAAUGUACAGUGUCAUAAAGACAGUGAAGGAGGAUCAUUUCAAGGAAUUAGGGCUGGACACAUGUCAGCUGGAGGAUGAGCUAGAUAAGUCGGUACAGGGAACAGGCCUGGCAUUUAUUGCCUUCACAGAGGCAAUGACCCAUUUCCCAGCUUCCCCCUUUUGGUCUGUGCUCUUCUUCCUGAUGCUCAUUAACCUUGGACUGGGCAGCAUGAUGGGAACAAUGGAAGGAAUCAUGUCACCAAUUGUUGACACAUUUAAGGUUCGCAAAGAGUUUUUAACAAUUGGUUGCACAGUGGUUGCUUUCUCAAUCGGACUCAUCUUUGUCCAGCGUUCCGGAAACUACUUUGUCACAAUGUUUGAUGACUAUUCCGCCACAUUGCCCCUCACAAUUGUGGUUAUUUUGGAAAAUAUCUCCGUGUCUUGGGUUUAUGGGACAAAAAAAUUCAUGCAGGAGUUAACAGAAAUGCUGGGCUUCACUCCGUACACCUAUUACUACUACACCUGGAAGUACGUCUCUCCUUUGGCCAUGGUUAUCCUGAUGGUAACCAGUAUUAUUCAGAUGGGCAUCACUCCACCAGGAUACAAUGCCUGGAUAAUGGAGGAGGCUGUGGAGAAGUUCCUGAUAUUCCCAGGCUGGGCCUUGGGAGUAACCAUUACACUGAUUGUAGUGGGAAUUCUUCCCAUUCCUAUUGUCUUCAUUGCCCGCCACUUUCACCUUGUAUCCGAUGGGUCCAAUACUUUAUCUGUUUCAUACAAAAGAGGUCGAAUGAUGAAAGAUAUAUCCAACUUGGAUGACCACGAUGAGACAAGGUUCAUCCUGAGCAAGGUCCCCAGUGAGACGCCUUCCCCAAUGCCCACCCAUCGCUCCUAUAAUGGACCUGAUAGCAUCUCGCCAAUGGAAAUGACUGCUGCCAAUGGACGAUACGGGGUUGGCUACCUAUCAGCAGGCACUCCUGAAUCUGAACUCUAAGGUGGAUUGAGGGUGGAUACUCAGCUCAAAAUGCAUUUGUAAUAUAAAGUGAAACAGUAAGUGGUGCAACGAUUAAUCAUCAGUUGUUACUAGGGCAAACAAUUCACAACUAGAUCGAUUUGACAAUGAUAUUCACUGGUAUAUAACAAUACAGAUAGUGUAAGCAGAAUGGUCAAUGAUAGGCUCAUCCAGUAUUGGACCUUCAGCAGUGUAGGCACUGGAUCUGAUGCUGGACCUGUUUCAGUGUAAGCAUUACAUGUAACAUUGAGAAUGCAUUUUAAUCAACCUGGCUCUAUAUCAGCACAGGCAACACAUAUACCUCCCAAGACAGCACAGAAUAUACAUAUAUAUAUAUUUCUCUAUCAACACAAGUAUCACAAAAAUUCUGCCUAUAAAAGCACAGAUUUCCAUAUAUUCCAGCCUUAUAAUAAUACAGGCAUUAUACAGAGUAACCUCUUAUCUAUACACUGAAAUGUAUCAACUGAUAUAUAUGCUGACCCUGAUUCAGCAAAAUUGCGGUAUAUCCUCCACCUGCAUAAGCAGAUAAAAUAUACCUUCAUAUUAUUGCUGGCUGUACAAAAACUGCACAUUCUCUGUCAGCACAAUUAGCACAAAUGUCAAAUAGAUUUUUAGCGCAAGCACUAUGUUUCUCAGCCCUGAUUUAGUACAACUACUUUAUAUAUUAGACCUAUGCCUGCUCAUAAAUAUAGAUGUAGGAAGACUCCUACUGUAUUAAAUGCAGAUGCUGCAUAUAUAACUCAGAUGUCAGUACAAAUGUAUGUACUUGCUGGAUGUCCACACAGGUGUCUUAUGUAGUAUCAAUGUCAGUACAAAUGUUCCAUGUACAUACUGUGUUAUUGGAUAUUGGAUGUAGAAGCCACAUCAGUACAGAUGCUGUACUUAUCAGACUUGUGUCAAUAUGGAUGUUGCAUGUAAAAGCCAGUUAACAAUAUGGAUGCUGCCAGUACUAGCUAAGUAGUAUGUACGUAUGUUGCAUGUCUUAACUCUGUAUAGAUGUUGUAUGUACCUGCUGUGUGUCGGUACAAACAUUAUAUCUGCUAGCCAUGUAUCAAUAUGAACGGUGCAUGCACUAGACAUGUCAGUGCAGAAUUUGCACUGACUAGCCAUAUCUAUAUGUAGUUGUUGCAUGUACUUGCUAUGCAUCAGCAGAAAUGUUGUAUGUACUUGCUCUGUCAGUAAAAGGGUUGCAAGAGAUUGGAAUGCAUUAGUGCAAUGCAUGGAAUAGUCAUGUGUCAGUACAAAUGUUGCAUGUGCUAGCCAUAUUACUAUUGAUCUUGCAUGUAUGUAGUUUGUCUCAGAACAGAUGUUACAUAUACUACCUACAUCAAUGGAGAUUUUGCCUGUGUUAGCUCUGUCUCUGUACCAAGGUUGCGAGUACCAUCUCAGUGUCUGGAUGUUGUGUUUACUAGCCUUAUGACACACAAAUGUUGCAUGAGCAGUGUGUCACUACAGAUGCUGCAUGCACUAGCUGCAAAGUCUGUACAGAUGUUGCAUAUACUGGCUAUGUACGUAUCAGUGAAGGUAUUGCAAGCACUAGCAGUAUUUCAGUACAGAUAUUGUAUAUGUUGUGUAUCAGUAGUGAUGUUGCAUGCUUUUGUCAUGUCUGUACAACUGUUUCAUGCUCUUGACAUGCGAGUAUAGAUGUGAAAGUACUAGCUAGGUAUCAAUAUAGAUAAUGCAAGUACAAAUAAUAUCAUUUGCUGUGCAUCAGUACUUGAAUGUUGCAAGUACCAGCUGUGUUGUCAGUAUAAAUGUGGCACUCACUUGUCACUUGUCAAUACAGAUGUUUUAUGUAUUGUCAUGAGUUAGACCUCAGUACAGAUGUGAUAAGUACUGGCCACACGUCUGUAGGGUGUCACAAGCACCGGCAGCUGGUGAGUACAGAUGCUGCAUGUACUUGCUGUCUGAGCAGAGAUGUUAGGUGCAUUCUGAGUUUGGAUUUGCUUCCAUGUACUUAUAGUAAGGCUAUAUUAAUGGACCCACUGAUUAUCCUGAUCCAGUGUUUGUACUAAUCCAGGGCUAGCACAUUAUGUGGACUGAUACAUCCAUGCACAAGUGAUACAGCAUUUAAGGGAAAGAUUCCUCCAUUAGGUAGAUUAACUUCCACGUAUCAGGUCUCAUCAACCAUAGAUCUGCAGGCAGACUCUCAACCAAGCACAAAUGACAGGAGCAUAUUGGUACAUGGAAUCAUCAACUAUAAGAAGAGCAGGUCUCUGAAAGCAAAUACAUCAAAUACAUGUUACAUUUUCCAUAAAUAUUACUGUAUUCUGAAUACAAUCUUUUACUCUCUAGUUCCUCAUUACUGAGACAAAGCCCUAACAAUCAAGGCCAUAAACGUCCUCAAAUCUGGGCAAAUAAUCUCAUAAAGUAAUACAAGAUGGUCUUAUCACAGAAUCACAACUCUCAGUAGAAAUGGGCCUGGCUGUGUCGUGGUUCUGUUGCUUCACUGAUUGUUAAGAGGUGUAAUUUCAGAUCCUAUGAUUGUUGUUCCAGAAUUAAAUACUGUUUCAUUAAAAAAAAAUCAGGAAGUAAAAAGCUGGAAUCAGGAUAAGUGAUCAUGAAGCUGUUGGAUUGUCAUAAAAUUCCAACAGAUUCACUGUUUUCCUUAAAGAAAUUUCCUGCCUUACCUGGGUCUGAACCAAGCUGUGCUCUCAUAGCAACUAUAUUUUGAAAUAAGAUCACUUGUAAUGGGCAAUGAAUGUGGCCAUGCCAGUGAUAGUGGAGGCAAUGAAUAAAUAAACUUCCAGCUCUGGCUGCUUUCCCCAAAAGCAUAAUUCAAACUUGCUCUCAGCCUCCACACUUUUCGUUCUGUUCCCAUGUUUUCACUCACCCCCCCCCACACAGAAAGGGCUUCUGGAAUUCAUAACUGUAUCAGCCAAUUUCCACUUGCCCUCUCAACUUGCCCUCUCAACUUGCCCUCUCAACUUGCCCUCUCAACUUGCCCUCUCAACUUGCCCUCUCCUCUCUCUUCUCAGCCACCCCUCUGCUCAAUCACCCACCAUUCACUCCCUCCCACUCACUACCCUCCAUCUCUCCGUCUCUUCACCCUACCCUCCACUGACCUAUCCACCACUAUUCUUCCCUUCAUUCACCCUCCCCACCUCUUGCUCUACAUGCUCCAUGCAUUCCCUUCCCCACUCACCCUCCAUCCUACCUUCAAUAUUCUCCCUCUAUGUACUCCUCUCUACUCACUUCCCUUACCCCCUCACAUCCUUCUCUCCUUCUGUAGUUUCAUUUGCUUUUUAUAAUACAAAAUGAAAUUUUCCCCAAUGCCUUAAUGCUGCAAUGUUCUCCUUGCAAUCCAAUAGAAACAACUUAGGCUCGUUUAUGCCAUGUUAGCAUAGCCAGAACUGGCACUAUACCACUGGUAGUAAAAACAAUCAUCAGCAGAAACACUCCAUAUUGCUAUCCAAUGACUCCUGUGAUGCCUUCCACAGUCAAAUAACAUGUUGUUAUUCCAUGGCUAGACUAAGAGUUCUUGAGGAACAUUCCAAACCAAGAUUAGUGCCUCAGUGGAUGAAGAGAAUAGGUGGGAAGAUGAAAUUCUUCCAGCUGAGAAUUUAUGAGCAAAUUUUAAUUAGGUUUUUGCAUUCCUCUCCAACCAUGAGGAUAAGCACAAUAUCCAACCCCAGGCUGAUUUAUAUUUAAGCAGAGAUCUCUCACUCCAACAAUCCGGCAACCUUGGGACGAUGAUGAUGCUGGACUAUUGGAUGUUACUUGUAUUAUUCCAACACCUUUUAUUUCACUUUUUUUACAUGUUACACAGUGGUAUUGUAAGUUUUCCAGUGAAUCCAUUGAGUUUAGAGGGGAAGGGAACUGAACUCUGGAAAAUUUAAAGGGAGUGUGGAAGCAGAACCCAGAGAAUUUCAGCUUGUAAGUUUCAGCUUGUAACCCAGCUCUGGCUGUACACCCAGCCUACAUUCUCAGUCACACAAGCCCAACAUCACAAGUACGCACAUCUGCGGAUAGCAGGUCCAUGGAUAACAAGGGUUAGUGUAUUAAUGAAAGAGCCAGCUGCCGAGCUAUCAGAGUUUCCAAACAAUUGGAUAUCAGAUUAUUGGAAUUUUAUUGUUAAAAAGUCUAAUUAAGCUUCACUGCUUCCUGUUGAAUCCAGACAUAUCACAGCAGGUCCAGCAGAAGCUAAUCUCCAGGGUUAGUCACUCAAAGGCCAUUGAUAUUCAGAGCCAACAAACAUCCCCCUCAAAGUUUCUCAAAUCUCAAUGCUAUUUAGCAACCAUCUUCGUUGUUGAGGGCAGCUAGUCUCAAUAUCACUGGCCAAUCAGUGUUGGUUUGCAAAUUACAGUAUUAAAGCUUGCAAAAUCGACAGCUAAAUAGGCAGCACAUAGCUGCUCCUGAAGAUUAAUCGUUGCACUUUGUAUAGUGUUCAGAGAUUGACUUGUACUUGGAUUAGACACCAGUAGUAAACAGUCCCGUAUGUGUUAUUGGUACUUUAGGUAAAGUAGUGUAAGUACGUGUAUUUGGGGAGAGAAUUAUUCUAGACUUUCUGUGGAGCCCAGUUAAUGUAUAGCACAUGAUGGUAAGCACAGUGGGAACAUAACUUUGCCAUUUCUCUAGAUAUAAUGUUGUGAUAUCCUGAUGUUUCAGAGGUAUAUAGAUUUCAGCUUUCCAGUGUUGAUUUUGUUUCAAGUUGUACAAUCAGAUGGAUCAGAUAUAAUUGUCCAUUGCACUUUAUUAUUCCUAGAGGUGCAGCAAUUAAUUGGAAUAUGAAAUCAUGUGGGACAGCAUGCCAUUUGCUCCACUGCACUUGUGCUGGCUGUUUGAAUGAACUAUCCCUGUGCCCCUGCUCUUUCUCCACAGACAUGCAGAUUUCAUUUCUUUGACUACUUAAUCAGUUUGUUUUUGAAAGUUACAAUUACAUUUGCUUUCAACUGGCAUCUUCUCACUUUAAGUGUCAUAUUAGCAUCCAUUCAAAUUAAGAAAUUGUUAGAUGGACAUGGAAAUGGAAAAUUAUUUGCAGCAUGUCCUUUGCGAUACGAAUUUUCCUAAGCUUGCAACCACAAAGUAGCUCCUGUACUUAAAUCCCUGUUUAUGUGGUGCCAGGGACAUCAACAGUUGGUACCUGGUACUGCAGGCAAGGAAGAGUACACCGCAAGUUAGUGAACCGCAAGUUAGUGGUUAUGAUCAAGCUCCCAAUUCCAUGAUUAACUAGCUGGUUACAGACAACGUCUGGUAAAGAUAAUGAAUUCAUUCUUUGAGUCCCCUAGGAAUGGAUUCCCAGGAUUCCUGAAUUUCCUGGUCUUACACAACAACCAUAGAACCAUAGAACCAUACAGCACAAAACAGGCCCUUCGGCCCACCAUGUUGUGCCGUCCAUCAAACCACCCUCACACUAUCUAAGCCUUUCCUCCCGCAUAUCCCUCUAUCUCACAUUCCUCCAUAUGCCUAUCCAACAAACUCUUGAACCUGUCUAAUGUAUCUGCCUCCACCACCACCCCAGGCGGUGCAUUCCAUGCACCAACCACUCUCUGGGUGAAAAACCUCCCAGAAUGACUGUGGAUUGUACUGUUAUUCCUCUCUGUCUCUCACACUGGGAACAGAAAGCUGCCAAUCAGUGGCUGCUGACCAGUGAUAAGUGACAUGUCUAGCAACUCUCAGUCAAGUUUGCCACUUACAAGAGAGGAGGAAGUAGAGGUAAAAUGGAAGAAGCCAAACCUGACUUUAACCCAAUGAUAAUCAGUCUUCAUUUGACAGAACUCGAGUCCAGAGCCUAUCUGGGUGAAUGCAGUGAUACCCCUAUGCUCUGUAGUAUUAUAGGAACCUCAUUGUACUGCAUUAACCCCCUGAAUACUUCCAGAACUUGAACUUCUGUUUUCCUCAUGAGUGUGAGUUGCAGAACAAACCUGGUUAAUACUUACCUGACCUCUCACCCAAACGAACAGCCAAUGCAAACGAUACGCAGUAGAGAAUGAGUGUUUCCCAAUGUUCUUCUGUGGGAUAGGAGUUGACCAUUCCUACCACAGUGCAAAUCAGCAUAGGUGCCAAGCCUCUGAAAGAAGCUCUGAAUUGGACAAUAAAUGACCAGAGAGUUUCACAAGAUUACAGACAAGAAGUGCUGGUAAUAUAAACUGGCAGGUAUUCAAAAGAGGAACAGUUGUCACCAAGAAAGAUAUUCAUUCCAGGACUUCCUCAUCUUAUUGGACCCGCUGUUUAAUUCCAGCAUUUGCUGAGUCCAGGCAAUUUCCAGUGCCUGUGGGUUUACAUUUGACUGGUAAAAGUCUGAGCAGCUAACCACUGACACAAUAACCUGAUUUACUCUGAUAUGGCAGCCAGUUAUUAACAUUAUAUCAGUGGCCUGUGAUUUUCACCGACUAGGAGACCACAUUAACAUUAAUAUAGUUACCAGUAAUUAACUCACAUAGUGACCAGUGCUUAACACUAACAGAAUUUAUACUUUCAUGGUAAUGAUUAUCACCAACAUAGUGACCAGUGAGCCAAACUGACACAGGAACCAGUUACUAAUAUGGUCAUGGUAGCCAGUGACUUACAAUGGUGAUCUGGAAUUUAUAGUCACUGAUCACCACUGAUAUUCCUCUACUUAUAAGGGCUGAUCAGGCAGGGCAUUGCAAAAAUGUGAGUAGUUGGUUCUGCCAUCUCUCCAGCGUGAUUUUACUUCUCAGGGGAUUCACUGCUGAGGCUACAGAUAUGGCACAGGGAUGCAGAAGGUUGGUCACUUUCAAUGCUUGAAGUGAAGGAAGGGCACUGCCAUCAAGGUCUAGCAACAAUCUGUCCACAUAACUUGCACAAUGAGCUGUGAGCCAUCACCUGGUGCCCUCUUACUUUCAUUGUUUGUUCUUGUCUCCAUAUUGAGAAUGGGCUGUGUCUAUGUAAACCAGUCGUGCAAUAAUGACACCUUUCUGCCAGGGAUGGCUCUGCAGCACCUUCACUGUAAAUCAGGUUGUAAAAUUUUAUUAUAUGAAGAUUAACAGAAGACUUUGCAAGUGUACGACUUUUCAUAUUUAUGGAUAAAAGGCGGACAUGAAAUAAAGUCAAAUAGAACUUAAGACACCAAAGGAAAUUUGUCCUCUGAUAUAUGUGCUAAAUGCAUGAUAUAAUACCAUAUGUACAUUUCAUAAAUGGAGUUCAACACACAUUUAACAUACACAGAAAAACUCAUGUGGGAGAAGUGAUUGAAAAAAAGCACAAUGAAUUGUGAGCAAAACACAACAUGCUGAAGGAACUCAGCAGGUCAGGCAGCAUCUAUGGUGUGUUGCUCCAGAUUCCAGCAUCUGCAGAAUCUCUUGUGUCUCCGACAAUGAAUUGUGAAUUGUUUUAAGCAUAUUUAUCUAUUUACUACUACAGCAAUCUAUUUACUGCCCAAUAACCACUCAGGACCACUAUGAGUAAGCUCAAAUCAAAAGGCCGAUACAAAAAAACAUAAAAUUCCAGGAGCUGCCAGCAACCACGGGAUUAAUUUUCUCUGUCUUUAAAUCCCUUUCUAGAGAAGAAUCCUUUGCCCUGGUGCGCGAUUAUUGCUAAAGCCCUGCAAUUGCUGCACCUCUGGCCUCUGUAGGUAGAAUAUUGGCCAAUUUGGUAUUUGUGUGACUUAGAGAAUGUAGUACUAGUCUAAGGAUAUUUAUAUUGUACAUUGAACCUGUAUAUGUCUGUGUACAUUAUGUUAAAUUAAGAAAAUUACAGAAGUUUUGCUGAAUAUUUUCAUGCUAUUGUUGGUUAGUAGUGCUGUAUAUAUUCACUGUAUAUUUAAUAUAUAUUACCACAUGAGAACGUACAAUUUUCUUGUUUUUGUAUUGUUUGAAGAAUUUUCUUGUCUGUUUAUUGAUAGUUUGUCAUUCUUUUGGUUUACUCUUUUAUUUCAUUUUCUGUGCAAAACUUGAUGUCUUAUGGAUGGGUGUUCAAACCUCCUGGUGGGUCUGUUUGGGAAGACUCUGGAACAGGUGCACAUUAAGCCAAGGCUGGCACUUUAGGCUGGACAAUAGAUUGGGCCAGGGCCUAGAUUCAUAAAAUCAGAAAUUCACAGGACAGGAAGUCAUUGCAUUGAUGAAAGUUGGCAAUUAGCUAUCCAGCCUUUUCCCACUUCACACAUUCUUGAUCUGCAUCCUUGGAGGUAAAGGAACUUAACGUGCAUAUCUGUAUAGUUUUUAAAUAUGUUAAUCAUUUUUCUCUCCACUUUGAGACUGUCGAUUAUAGUGCUCUGUCUCUGUGAUUUGUGAGUGUGUCUGUCAAUUAGGGGUGGAAUCUUACUGUCUACAGUAUUCCAGUUGCCAUUAAGGAUGAAUGAAUGAAUAUGUUUAGGGCCAUGUCACUAAUUAUGUAAAUCGGGAGAUGUGAUUAUUAAAAAAAGGA
Molecule: messenger RNA, 10921 nt
Organism: Pristis pectinata (smalltooth sawfish)
Lineage: Eukaryota; Metazoa; Chordata; Chondrichthyes; Rhinopristiformes; Pristidae
Gene: slc6a17
Product: solute carrier family 6 member 17
Exons: 13
Coding region: 398-2578 (726 amino acids)
Biological process (GO): glycine transport; alanine transport; proline transport
Cellular component (GO): synaptic vesicle; plasma membrane
Source: RefSeq, a predicted model, not a curated record